CGUAGUCCGUAUAUGCAACAAGUCCAUAACUGGUAUCGUACAACUAAGCAUCAACUCAAGAAGAAUGUGAGCAGACAGAUGACACCUGACAUCGGGAGGGCGCAAGAAGUCCCGUUACGCAAACACACGGUACCAUGA
This is a messenger RNA of Acaulospora morrowiae, 138 nucleotides long. The record is from the annotation of a GenBank genome assembly. NCBI's taxonomy places the organism in Eukaryota, Fungi, Glomeromycota, Glomeromycetes, Diversisporales, Acaulosporaceae.